Ceratotherium simum simum (southern white rhinoceros) is the source of this 1608-nucleotide messenger RNA. Lineage: Eukaryota; Metazoa; Chordata; Mammalia; Perissodactyla; Rhinocerotidae. The record is from RefSeq and is a predicted model, not a curated record.
GCAGGACCAUGUCCCUGGUUCUUCCCACUCUGCUCUGUCUUGGGUUGUCCCUAGGCCAGAGCACUCAGGCACAGAACGGAAAUCUCCCCCAGCCUCAUAUCACAGCUCUGCCUGGACCCAUGGUUCUGCAUAGUAAUCCUGUGCUGAUCCUGUGCCAAGGGCCUGCAGAGGCUGAAGCAUACGUCAUAUCUAAAGUGGGAAACCGUGAGCCCUUGGAGAGAAAGAACCAACUGCUGCGUGAGAGGAUCAACCAUUUGACUAUUGCAGAGAUGACGCCAGACAGGUCUGGGCUGUACCACUGUUCCUAUCAGAGUGGAGGCAGCUGGUCCCAAUUCAGUGACCCCCUGCAGCUGGUGAUAACUGGAGCUUAUGACAAACCUUCCCUCUCAAGCAUGACUGGCACUGUGGUGGCUUCAGGGAAGAAUGUGAAGUUACAGUGUUUCUCAACACUCAAGUUUGACGCAUUUAUUCUUAUUGAAGAAGAUGAAGUUCACGCCAUCCAGAACCAAAGCUCCACUCCCAAGGGUGGUGGACUUCAUGCCGUCUUCCUCUUGAAUCACGUCUCCUCCACACAGGCCAGGACAUACAGAUGCUACGGUGCCCUCCGCAAUUACCCCUAUGUGUGGUCUCACCCCAGUGACCCAUUGCAGCUUCAGGUCAGAGAAUUCCCUGGUGGGAUCACCACCGCACCCACAAUGACAGGAGGAAAGAAAGAGUUAUCUGUUCCUCAUAAAAACACAUCGCUGGGGCCAGCAGGACAACUUGGAUGCAGGACCAUGUCCCUGGUUCUUCCCACCCUGCUCUGUCUUGGUGAGUCUGGGAGAGAGGGGCCCAGCUACAAAUACAAGGCUACAGGGGGCAGGGCUGCCGGUUCUAGAAAGCUGAGCUGUCUCACCUGCUGUUUCCUUCCAGGGUUGUAUCCAGGCCAGUGCACUCAGGCACAGAACAGAAAUCUCCCCCGACCUGAUAUCACAGCUGUGCCUGAAUCCAUGGUUCUGUCCAAGGAACCAGUGAGCAUCCAGUGCCAAGGGCCUGCAGAAGCUACAGCAUAUGCGAUAUCUAAAGUGGGAAGCCCUGAGCGCUCACACACAGAGAAACAACUGCUGUCUAAGACUACAAAUACUUUGGAAAUUGCACAGAUGACACCAGACAGGGCAGGGCUGUACCACUGCUCCUUUCAGAGUGGAGAUAGCUGGUCCCAGUUCAGUGACCCCCUGCAGCUGGUGAUGACCGGAGCUUAUGACAAACCCUCCCUCUCAAGCAUGACUGGCACUGUGGUGGCUUCAGGGAAGAAUGUGAAGUUGCAGUGUUUCUCAAGACUCAAGUUUGACGCAUUUAUUCUUAUCGAAGAAGAUGAAGUUCACGCCAUCCAGAACCAAAGCUCCACCCCCAAGGGUGGUGGACAUCAGGCUGUCUUCCUGUUGAAUCAAGUCUCCCCCACACAGGCGGGGACCUACAGAUGCUAUGGUGUCUUCAGCCGUUACCCCUAUGUGUGGUCUCAUGCCAGUGACCCAUUGCAGCUUCCGGUCAGAGGUGAGGAAGCCCCAGUGCACACAUCCUCAUGUCCCCUCCUGGAGACCGACAUGGUCCAGGUGGAGCAGUGAUUGG